AUGGAGUUACUAAAAUUAAUCAGCUGCAUAUUUCUAUUGGUCUUAAUAGGGCAUAAUCCUGCCCACUCUUAUGAGACAACACAUGAAACAACGAAAACUACAACUACCACGAGUACCCCUACUAUUUCAGCUAGAACUACUACUAGACCCACAACUAUACCACCUCGUACAACUUUGAGAUCUACUACACCAAGAACUCCCAAAACACCAACGUCUACCACUACCACUACCACCACCACCACAACCACAACUACCACUAGACCCGAAUCUACCAAAAAACCUUGCGGUUCAAAUAAUUUAGGCGACUAUCAGGGUGGAUGUGAUGAAUCUGUGCCAGUGAUUAUCAUGCCCAAAGGACGUCCAAUUAUGGAACGUAUUUUAGAUUGGUUCAAGUGCGGCACAAAAUUAUGUCUUUAA
This is a messenger RNA of Lucilia cuprina (Australian sheep blowfly), 417 nucleotides long. Its product is annotated as salivary glue protein Sgs-3-like. The record is from RefSeq and is a predicted model, not a curated record. The coding region runs from base 1 to 417 and encodes 138 amino acids. Lineage: Eukaryota; Metazoa; Arthropoda; Insecta; Diptera; Calliphoridae. The transcript has a single exon.